Molecule: messenger RNA, 1585 nt
Organism: Suricata suricatta (meerkat)
Lineage: Eukaryota; Metazoa; Chordata; Mammalia; Carnivora; Herpestidae
Gene: PDCD10
Product: programmed cell death 10
Exons: 9
Coding region: 397-1035 (212 amino acids)
Biological process (GO): positive regulation of MAP kinase activity; regulation of Golgi organization
Cellular component (GO): Golgi apparatus; FAR/SIP/STRIPAK complex
Molecular function (GO): protein kinase binding
Source: RefSeq, a predicted model, not a curated record
GGGCAGGAUUCCGGACAACGCCUGGUUCCUCUCGGGUCCUUCCGGCGUCGCCGGAGUGAAUUGAUCCGGGAGUUGAAGAGGGCUCCAAAGGUGGGAAGUGAAGUCAGUGCCUCAGUUGCCGAUACCGUUUCAGAGAUGCUGAUGAGAAACUGAAGGGAUAAAUGACGUGCCCAAGGUCACACACAUAGGGACAUAUCUGAUUCUAUCCAGUUGUAAUCCAGUUUCUGAAUCAGCUGCUGCACCAGCAAGAAAAGGAGUAGAGAGGUUGGUGGUCUUUCGAAGUCAGUAUAUGUUUUGUGCCCUAUUCUUUUGUCACAAAAAAGAGAAGAAACACUGCAGUGAAUGAAGAUUCCUCUGCAUUUUAGCACUGCCGUUUCUACUGUAGUUGGCUUUUGAAUGAGGAUGACAAUGGAAGAGAUGAAGAAUGAAGCUGAGACCACUUCCAUGGUUUCUAUGCCCCUCUAUGCAGUCAUGUAUCCUGUGUUUAAUGAGCUAGAACGAGUAAACCUGUCUGCAGCUCAGACACUGAGAGCAGCUUUCAUUAAGGCUGAAAAAGAAAAUCCCGGACUUACGCAAGACAUCAUCAUGAAAAUUUUAGAGAAGAAAAGUGUAGAGGUUAACUUCACAGAGUCCCUUCUUCGAAUGGCAGCUGACGAUGUAGAAGAGUAUAUGAUUGAACGACCAGAGCCAGAAUUCCAGGACCUAAAUGAAAAGGCACGAGCACUUAAACAGAUUCUCAGUAAGAUCCCAGAUGAGAUCAAUGACCGAGUGAGGUUUCUGCAGACAAUCAAGGAUAUAGCUAGUGCAAUAAAAGAACUUCUUGAUACAGUGAAUAAUGUCUUCAAGAAGUACCAGUACCAGAACCGCAGGGCACUUGAACACCAAAAGAAAGAAUUUGUAAAAUACUCCAAAAGUUUCAGUGAUACUCUGAAAACCUAUUUUAAAGAUGGCAAGGCAAUAAAUGUGUUCAUAAGUGCCAACCGACUAAUUCAUCAAACCAACUUGAUACUUCAGACCUUCAAAACUGUGGCCUGAAAGUUGUAUAUGUUAAAAGAUGUACUUCUCAGUGGCAGUAUUGAACUGCCUUUAUCUGUAAAUUUUAAAGUUUGACUGUAUAAAUUAUCAGUCCCUCCUGAAGGGAUCUAAUCCAGGAUGUUGAAUGGGAUUAUUGCCAUCUUACACCAUAUUUUUGUAAAAUGUAGCUUAAUCAUAAUCUCACACUGAAGAUUUUGCAUCACUUUUGCUAUUAUCAUUCUUUUAAGAAUUAUAAGCCAAAAGAAUUUACGCCUUAAUGUGUCAUUAUAUAACAUUCCUUAAAAGAAUUGUAAAUAUUGGUGUUUGUUUGACAUUUUAACUUGAAAGCGAUAUGCUGCAAGAUAAUGUAUUUAACAAUAUUUGGUGGCAAAUAUUCAAUAAAUAGUUUACAUCUGUUAAACAUUUCUUUACUUGAAAAAAUACAUAUAUAUAUAUGAACAUAUAUAUAUAUAUAUGAUCAGAAGACCAAGACAACUUGGUGUAAUGUCUAAAGAACUUCUAACGGGAGCUUACUAGUAGUUUAUCAGAUAAUAAAGCAACAAGAAUUCUA